This is a messenger RNA of Tupaia belangeri chinensis (Chinese tree shrew), 4417 nucleotides long. RefSeq names its product armadillo repeat containing 8 (gene ARMC8). Gene Ontology annotation, cellular component: GID complex. The record is from RefSeq and is a predicted model, not a curated record. The transcript is spliced from 21 exons. Gene Ontology annotation, molecular function: protein binding. Gene Ontology annotation, biological process: proteasome-mediated ubiquitin-dependent protein catabolic process. The coding region runs from base 82 to 1977 and encodes 631 amino acids. Lineage: Eukaryota; Metazoa; Chordata; Mammalia; Scandentia; Tupaiidae.
GAAGUAACAGCUAGCAGCCGCCACUAUGUUGACAGGCUAUUUGACCCUGACCCCCAGAAAGUUCUACACGGUGUCAUAGACAUGAAAAAUGCUGUAAUUGGAAACAACAAACAGAAAGCCAACCUCAUUGUUUUAGGAGCUGUUCCAAGAUUGUUGUACUUGCUUCAGCAAGAAACUUCCAGCACGGAGCUGAAAACCGAAUGCGCAGUGGUGCUGGGAAGUCUUGCUAUGGGUACUGAGAACAAUGUCAAGUCUCUCCUCGACUGCCAUAUUAUCCCUGCCUUACUGCAAGGACUGCUGUCUCCAGACCUAAAGUUCAUUGAAGCUUGUCUGCGAUGCCUGCGUACCAUCUUCACCAGUCCUGUCACCCCAGAGGAGCUGCUGUAUACGGAUGCCACAGUGAUCCCGCACCUCAUGGCGCUGCUGAGCAGGUCCCGGCACACGCAGGAGUACAUCUGCCAGAUCUUCUCACACUGCUGUAAAGGGCCAGAUCAUCAAACAAUUUUAUUUAACCAUGGUGCAGUUCAAAAUAUUGCUCACCUACUAACCUCACUGUCCUACAAAGUUCGAAUGCAAGCGCUGAAAUGCUUCUCAGUUUUAGCUUUUGAAAACCCCCAGGUAUCGAUGACCCUGGUAAAUGUUUUGGUUGAUGGAGAAUUGUUACCACAGAUCUUUGUGAAGAUGUUACAGAGGGAUAAGCCAAUUGAGAUGCAGCUCACAUCAGCGAAAUGCUUAACUUACAUGUGUAGAGCUGGGGCAAUUCGGACAGAUGACAACUGUAUUGUAUUAAAGACACUGCCUUGUCUGGUCCGAAUGUGCAGUAAGGAGAGGUUGCUGGAGGAGAGAGUCGAAGGAGCCGAGACGCUGGCCUACCUGAUUGAACCGGACGUCGAGCUGCAGAGAAUCGCUAGCAUAACGGACCACCUGAUCGCCAUGCUCGCCGACUACUUCAAGUACCCCAGCUCAGUGAGCGCCAUCACGGACAUUAAAAGGCUUGAUCAUGACUUAAAACACGCUCAUGAACUCCGCCAGGCUGCAUUCAAGCUCUAUGCUUCUCUUGGAGCAAAUGAUGAAGACAUCCGGAAGAAGAUCAUUGAGACUGAAAAUAUGAUGGACCGAAUUGUGACUGGCUUGUCAGAGUCUAGUGUCAAGGUGCGGUUAGCUGCCGUCAGAUGUUUGCACAGUUUAUCCAGAUCUGUGCAGCAGCUUCGAACCAGCUUCCAGGACCAUGCUGUGUGGAAACCGUUGAUGAAGGUUUUACAAAACGCACCAGAUGAAAUUCUAGUAGUAGCAUCUUCCAUGCUGUGUAAUCUUCUUCUUGAGUUUUCUCCAAGCAAAGAGCCGAUUUUAGAAUCAGGAGCAGUCGAGCUACUCUGUGGGUUAACCCAGAGCGAAAAUCCCGCUUUAAGAGUCAAUGGAAUUUGGGCCCUAAUGAAUAUGGCUUUUCAGGCUGAACAAAAAAUAAAAGCAGAUAUUUUACGAAGCUUGAGUACUGAACAGCUAUUCCGGUUAUUAUCAGAUUCAGAUUUGAAUGUGCUGAUGAAGACACUGGGACUUCUUAGAAACCUCCUCUCUACUCGGCCUCAUAUAGAUAAAAUAAUGAGCACUCAUGGAAAGCAGAUUAUGCAAGCCGUCACCCUCAUUCUGGAAGGGGAGCAUAACAUUGAAGUCAAAGAACAGACACUGUGCAUCCUAGCCAACAUAGCAGACGGGACGACAGCCAAGGAGCUGAUCAUGACCAACGACGACAUCCUGCAGAAAAUCAAGUAUUACAUGGGUCACUCCCAUGUCAAACUGCAACUUGCCGCUAUGUUUUGUGUGUCAAACCUCAUAUGGAAUGAAGAAGAAGGUUCACAAGAACGCCAAGAUAAAUUACGAGACAUGGGCAUCGUAGAUAUUCUACAUAAGCUGAGUCAAUCCCCGGACUCCAACCUUUGUGACAAGGCGAAGACCGCACUGCAGCAGUACCUGGCCUGACGGGAGCACCCUGGACACCGUGAGCACCCACGUCCUGUUUAAGGGAGGACAGGAACUAGCCUCAUUUGAUUCUAUUUGCACAAGUCACCUUGGACUGCAGGGAGCUGUUUUGCAAAAGCAAUUAGUAGGCUUAGAUCUCAAAUUCAUCUUGAGAACAUUUUUUGAGGUAGUAAUUUCCUCAGAGGACUAUUGUGUUUUGUUUUGUUUUGUUUUGUUUUCUGAGCUACCUGGACUCUUUUAUUAGAACAAUCAAUCAUUUUCCUUUGGACCUACAAUUUUUUGCCUAUGCUGCAGCCACUUUGUGAGUGAGGAUGAACGUGUCUGUGUGAGCACACGGGCAUGUGUGUGUGUGUGUGUGCGCGUGUGUGUGUGUGCGUGCACACGUGGGCCAGAAUGAAUGAAUGUGUGUGUGAGGGAUACCUCAGACUUUUCUUUUCUUAUUUUGUGUGAAAAUCUCUUUUCUACAGAUUUUCCAGGGUUUAAGCAUUGCUUGCUGUAUAAAAAACUUUACUGAAUUAUAUACAGUUUGAAUGAAAUGUUAUUUUAAAAACAAAACAAUUGUUAAGUGUUCCAUAAAGGUUAUGUUGAAUUUUGGUCAGAUGAAUAUUUGUAAGUAAAAAAUAUAUGCAUUUCUGAACCUCAUCUUACAUAGAUUUUCUUUAUAAAAAAAUAUAUAUAUAAAAAAAAAAGAAAAAAAAAAAAGAAAAAGUUGGCUCUAGUUGGCCUGAAUAACAGGCACGCUACAUGGUGCUGUGCAGAACAGUAAGCUAGCAUCUUACUGCCGUCAACUCAGCGGGUACCGAGCCUUUUUUCCCAGCCUCAUGCAGUGAGUUCUCAGGCUUCCAGUCAGAUGGACAGGGUGGAGUGAAAUGAGGUGGCAUUUGCCGUAGGCUUCUUAAACUGUCACAGGGCAAUAGAACUACUGAUAGCGAAAACCCAGCCAUGACCGCGGUGGGCUACCCUGGACAGGAGGCAGGGACCAAGGGCCUCCCAGCCUUCCUGCUCCCUGUCAGCGGUGCGGCAGCCCCUGCAGGGCUUAGAACCAGUUGUGGAAACUUACGCUCAAACCGCUUCCUGGAAACAGAGUCAGAUCACCUCGCGCUCCCUGCAACAGCACACAUCACUGUGAAACGGAAGAAUGUUCUACAGACACGUCUGCAGAGAGGAGCGAAGGACGAGCUAGUUUAGAAAGCUGUCUCUCUCUGGGCUGCACUCAACACAUUCUACACUGGUCGCUCAGGAUGGCUAGCGGGCGUGCUCUUGUGACAUGAAGUGGACACCAUGGUGACAGGUGCAGCUGAGAUACGGUCCUGCAUGCAGCGCAGAGCUCUCAGGGUGAGAGGAGGGAGGGUGUUCUCCCUGGGCUGAGCAGAGGUGGCUUGUUUUUCCAGAGCACUGCUUAGUCCUUCCACAGCUCCUAGCGUGGCACCUGCUCCGGCCUCAGAGUCAGGGUGCACUCCAGCGGCCGCCCUGGCCUGUGCCAAGGUGAACCGAUCUUUUGUCUUUGCUAACGAAGGCCUGGAGUCCCGAAGCUGGAGGUGAGUGUCUGCCUCCGAGGGGGUCUCGGGCCCACCCCCCAGCCAGUCCUGACUGGGUUGCUCGCGUCGUAGUGGCCCUGCCACCGACUGCACCUUCCUCGGAAGACUUCAAUAUGUCCGGUUGCAGAUGAAUGUUUUAAAAAUGUGUUUAAUGCAAUUUUUUUUCUGUUCUCAACAUGACCACCCACGAUCAGACACAGAGAUUCCCAAGUUUUUAUUUCUUCAGAACAUCAUGGACUUUAAAGUCUAUCACAAGGCCUUGGGUUUUGUGCAGAGAGCAGAGUGCUAAUAUGAGAAAACCAAGUUGAUUGGAAAUAAAGCCUUACUGAGGCCCACUCGUUGUCAUUUAUAGUACUGAGAAAAUACCUUUGGCUGGCAUUUGUAACACAAAACACUACAGAAUUAGUAUUAAAAGUUACCAAGUAGAUAGAAACGAAUGAAUUGCCAAGACAAUCUCGAACCCGAGUAGCAUUAGAAAGCCGAAGGCCCAGCGGAGUAACACGCUCACGCUUGAGCUCUGUGGAUAAGUCCUGCCUGUAGGUGUAAACAGAGGGUCAAAUAAAAAGUGCUUUGUGAUGGCGAACGCUGCGAUUUGAAUGGAGGGGGGCGGCUGCUGCUUCGCGCAGGGGCAGUGUUCAGUCCGCCAGGAAGUGGGGAGACCGGAUCGUGGCCCGUGUCGGCGCCCGGCUCCCCACCCAGCUUCUCGCCCUCUAAUCCUGCAUUCUGUUUCUCCUUUGUGCCCUGAUUGUAACCCAAAACUUAUGAACUAGAAAAGAAUGUCCGAUUUAUAAUAAGUUGCAUUUUUUUUCCUUAAGCACUUUAUUCAGAACAAUACAUGUUCUUCUGGUAGUGUUUGGAAUAAUAUGAUUUUAACACAUGCUAAUAAAAGCCAAGAAAAAUCA